AACAACAGAUUCCUCUGUAGCAGUGGCUAUCGAUUUGACAACAAAGUGGAACUCGAGGCAGGCAUCCAGUAGGCCUACUAACUUUCUACGUGGCAACGUCAGACUAUACCCUCCUAUGAUGAUGGCACUGGAUCCUAUCGGUGGUUCGUCGGUCUACUACCGAUGCACGGCAUGCUGGGAGUGUUUCUUCACAGUGAAUGACUUUAGUGUUCAUGCGCAGACCGCCCACUGCAAGCUGCUCAUCUGCGAAGGCCACAACUCUGCCCCUGAUGAACAGAACCAGCAUCCUUGCGAGCGUUCAGUCGACUAUUCGGUGCUCGUACAACCGAAGUUGGAGCCAGUGUCCGAUGUUGUGGAUGAGUAUAUAGAGCUGCAGUAUGAUUCUGACAUGGCAGGUGGAACGGCAGUUGAUCAUGGCGAAUCUCUAGACAUCGUUGAAGGUCGCAGCAUUAAUGACGAGAAUGUGAUGAACUGGCUACAGAUGGUGUCCGGAGAGGGGACAUCGUUUCAAGCCCCACCGUCGCUGCCGCCGCACAAGGAGGAGGAGACUGAGCACGUUGAAGCUAGUGAUAUGAAUCCGAGCUCGGAUGCAGCCAUGGCGAAUAUAGUGAUUCCAGCUCCACAGCCAUUGUCAUUGAAAAGGAGGCGAAAGAGAAAGGUCUUAUUCACACAGUGUAAAGGAAUAUCUCGCUCGAACCGAGCUAAUAGUGCAAUGAUACUCGCACAGAAAGCAGCAGCAAGAAAAGCAGCAAGAGAGGCACAAAAAGAAGCUGCUAGAAAAACAGCAGGAGAAGCACAAAAGGAAGCAACAGAAGAAAUAGUAAAGCAAACAUGGUUUGGUAGACAGGUCAUAUAUCCUGCCUCUGAUCUGGACACAUCCACCUGCAAUGCCCCUGAUGGCAAUGGGCAGUUGAAGAGCGGUUACAGGGAACACCCAAAUGGAAGGAAGCCGGGAACAUAUGGCUGCUCUUUGUGCAUUUCUGACAAGGUUUAUGAUGGCAUAGAAACGUUGUAUCAUCAUCGGUUUGAAGUUCAUGGGUGUAAUAUCCCUCAAAAUGUGUUGACUAAAUAUGAUAAGAAAUUACCAAAAUCAAACGGGAUUGUGUGCAACUUAUGCAUGACAACUUCUAAGAGCAAGAGAAGGUUUUUACUACACAAAACGUCUAAGAUGCAUUUGGCUGCCAUUGCAGAGAUAAAAAUGCAGAUGCAGCAUGCUUAGUCAACAUCACACACGAAAAAAAAUUGGAUCUGUGGUGUUUGUGGACAGACGUUUGAGACUAGAAAUGUGCUGCAAUCUCAUCAGUGUCAAAUGUCGAUAAAUUGACUAGGAGAACGAGGUGCAACAGACCAAAGCUUUCCUAAAUAUUUGAUCAGUGAUAAUUUUUCCAGGGAUUUUGUACUUCUGUGCCUGUGAUCUAUGUAAUGAUCUCAGUGAUUUACACACUACAGUUCUUCUUUUUGGCGUGCGUCAUAGCACAGUCGAAGUUCAUUACAACGUACCUCCAGGGACCUUAAGAAUCAGUACGUUAUAACGAUAGUUUGUUGUAACCAAUUUCCAUAAAAUGUAUGCUAACGCAAGAAUUAAAACAUGAAAGUUUAAUGAUAACACCUGUAACAAAUUUGUCAAUUUAGAGUAAAAUAAAACAAUGUAUUGAAGA
Molecule: messenger RNA, 1658 nt
Organism: Priapulus caudatus
Lineage: Eukaryota; Metazoa; Priapulida; Priapulimorpha; Priapulimorphida; Priapulidae
Exons: 2
Coding region: 116-1219 (367 amino acids)
Source: RefSeq, a predicted model, not a curated record